UCUUUUGUUUACCUUUUCAUUUCGCAUUUUACUUUUGCCAUUUUCAUUCUGCUGCUGCGUAAAUUUGUUAAUUUUACAAAGAAAUGCAGCAAGGAGAAAAUAUCCAGCCAAAGGCAAAACGUGUGCGACUUAAUCCGACCAAGAAAUGGACAGUGGCGGAAGAAAAGGCACUAGUAGAAUUUUUGAUGGGCAACAGAAAUUUUGAAAAACCAACAGCGCAAUCAUAUUAUAGACGGUUCGCGGAAGAGGCGAACAUCGCUGUAGAGUGGAAGUUGAUACGUGCGAAGGUGAGAAAUAUGAGGUUGAGCUAUAAUAAAGCCAAAGCAUGGGAAGGUUCGACUGGCGCUGGCAGCAUGGAAGGGGAGACAUUAAAAGCUACUUUGCUAAAAAAGUGCACUUGUUACUAUGAACUAGACGAAGUUUUUGGUGGCAGAAUAGUGGAAGCGGCAAUAAUUGAAGAGAGCUUGGACUCUGCCUCGAGCAAUGAUAUUUUUAAUUCAACGAUAAUUGAAAUAGAAGAAGGCUCCACGUCCGCAACCUAUGGAGUGGUGGAAAGUGCAGAGCCGCCAAGUGCAGAGCCGCCAAGUCGCAGAGGCAUAUAUUCGCGGACAGCUGUGUCGGAUAUAAGAGAAAUUUACUCGGAGACCUUAAAGUUGAAAAGGGAGAAAAUACAAAAUGAAAGUACAUUAAGGGAGAGAGAAGUAUACAUUAAAGAGAGGGAAUUGGCUCUGAAAGAAAAAGAAAUUGAUUUAAAAGUUAAGGAAUUGGAAAUGAAAGAACGGUUGGCAAUGGAGGAGCUUAGAUUGAAGUAUAAAUGA
Molecule: messenger RNA, 818 nt
Organism: Rhagoletis pomonella (apple maggot)
Lineage: Eukaryota; Metazoa; Arthropoda; Insecta; Diptera; Tephritidae
Exons: 4
Coding region: 84-818 (244 amino acids)
Source: RefSeq, a predicted model, not a curated record